Myzus persicae (green peach aphid) is the source of this 1102-nucleotide messenger RNA. RefSeq lists its product as uncharacterized. The record is from RefSeq and is a predicted model, not a curated record. Lineage: Eukaryota; Metazoa; Arthropoda; Insecta; Hemiptera; Aphididae. Bases 37 to 729 code for a protein of 230 amino acids. The transcript is spliced from 4 exons.
UAAUAAAAUAUUGAAUUUAGAUUUCUUAAAAUCAUAAUGUGGGUUGUUGUCCACUUUUUAAAUGAGGACACAGUGGAAGCUGUUCCCGAAACAUGGUACCGAAAAAAAGAUAAGACAUGUGCUUGGCCAAUUGUAUCAAAGAAGUCAAAAAAAUGCAUUGAAAAAAAAGAUUAUCCAGAUGAAAAAAACUAUCAGUGGUUACCUGCAAGGAUGCUUGGUCGAAAGUAUGGAUCUUUAGAAGAAGCAAGGAUGAAGACAAACCGGGCACAAUUCUACUCAGAUUUGUCUGCAAAUGAAGAUUUAAAUGCUCAACGUCUGUUAAAAUCAAAAAGUAAAAUGGAAAGUCCGCCUUCUUUAAGACUAAAAAAGAUUAAAAAAACUGUUGAAAACACUGGUGGUUUUGACGAUGAAUCAGAUAUUGAAGAUGGUCAUGAUUCUGAUAAAGACCCUGACUAUCAUAAAUCAAUAAGUGUAAAUGAUCCAUCAGUAUCACAAACAAUGACUAAUCAUAAUAACAAGUAUGUUAUGAAUUCUCCUAUUGGGAAAAUUUCGAUUGAGGAAACUAAUCUAUCCAUUAUGUCUUCUAUGCCUCCUAAACAACCAUUAAUUGAAUCCAUUACUUUGCCAUCACCUCAACGUUCAAACACUACACCAUCAUCAAAUCUUAAAAAAAGAGUUUUAUUUUCAACUGUUGGGUCCAAAGGUUCCAUGUCCAACUAUUGUUGUUAAAAAACGAACAACUGCAAAAAACGUUUUACCUCAAGCAAAAGCAAUAGUCACCACAUAAUGAUAAGCAGAAUGACCUAUUUAUUUGCUUUAAAAUCAAUUGCUGUUAUUUUUGUUCGGUAAAUAAUUAUUGUUCUUUCGUAUCACAAUAUAAAUACCUAGUUUUUAGCCACUAGAUAACGAUCAAAUCGAUAUUUUUUUUUGUAUUAUAAUCAACGUGUAAUAGUAUCAUUGAUUUUACACAUGGGUAUAAUAAUGAAUAUUAUACGUACAUAAAAUCAAUUGUAUUAUAAUUUAUACGAUAUACACAAUACCUAUACAUAAUUAUAAAGGUAUAGGAAAACUAUCUUAUUGUAUGCAACCAUAUUAGUACACU